AGGCUGUGCCACCAAUAAACAAAAGAUAAUGCACACUUACUGGACUACUCCGGCUUGUCCGCACUACACGACAAAAAAAAACUAGACGGAUCAACUCAUAUCUGUCCAUACAUUUUUACAUUUAGAUACCCUAUUACAGACGAACAGGUAGCGCAUAUAUACACAUAGAGAGGGAGAGAGGAGAGAAAUAGAGAGGCAGAAAGAAAUGGGGAAGAAGGAGGAAGUGGAGGAGGAGAGGAUGGAGGGAGGAGUGGUGGUGGUGAAGCCCAAGCCAAACAAAGGACUCACUUCCACAGUGAUCGACUGGUUGGAGAAGCUGAUUGUGAAGCUAAUGUACGAUACUUCACAGCCUCACCACUACCUCGCCGGUAAUUUCGGUCCCGUUCACGACGAGACUCCUCCUUGCAAGGACCUCACCAUUCAAGGUUACCUUCCGGAGUGCCUGAAUGGUGAGUUUGUCAGGGUUGGUCCUAAUCCAAAGUUCACUCCUGUGGCUGGAUAUCACUGGUUUGAUGGAGAUGGCAUGAUUCAUGGUUUGCGCAUCAAGGACGGAAAAGCAACAUAUGUCUCCCGUUAUGUAAGGACGUCGCGUCUUAAACAAGAAGAGUUUUUUGGAGGAUCCAAAUUUAUGAAGGUAUACCGAUGAACUAUGUGACUUAAAUGUUUU
Molecule: messenger RNA, 667 nt
Organism: Camellia sinensis
Lineage: Eukaryota; Viridiplantae; Streptophyta; Magnoliopsida; Ericales; Theaceae
Source: RefSeq, a predicted model, not a curated record